GGGGGAUCAACGGUUUUUUGAAAUUUGAAUUCCCCUACUCGCAUUUCAGUAAUUUUCGCUAAUCAAAUCGAUUAAUUUUUAAUAAUUAAACCAACAAGAUGCAGGCUACGCGAUUCCUUAAGCAAUUUGUCAAUUCGUCUGGAAAUGUACGUAAUUACGCAUCAGGUGUGCAAAAAGUCACUUUAAUUCCAGGCGAUGGUAUUGGUCCUGAAAUUUCAGCUGCUGUUCAAAAGAUCUUUCAAGUAGCAAAGGUACCAAUCGAAUGGGAAUCUGUGGAUGUAACGCCUGUUCGUAAUCCUGAUGGACGUUUUGGUAUUCCACAAGCUGCAAUUGAUUCCGUGAAUCGUAAUAAAGUUGGCUUGAAAGGACCUUUGAUGACUCCGAUAGGCAAAGGACAUCGAAGCUUGAAUUUAGCUUUAAGAAAAGAAUUUGAUCUCUAUGCGAAUGUCAGACCAUGCAGAAGUCUUGAAGGCUACAAAACCCUUUAUGAUGAUGUCGAUGUCGUCACAAUCAGAGAAAAUACAGAGGGUGAAUAUUCGGGUAUCGAGCAUGAGAUUGUCGAAGGCGUUGUUCAAAGUAUCAAAUUGAUUACUCAAGAGGCUUCAGCUCGUGUCGCAGAAUAUGCGUUUCAAUAUGCCAAAGAUAAUCAUCGCUCUAAAGUCACUGUCGUACACAAGGCCAACAUCAUGCGUAUGUCAGACGGUCUUUUCCUAAGAUGUUGUCGUGAGACUGCAGACAAAUAUCCAGAAAUCAAGUUUGAGGAGAAAUAUCUUGAUACAGUCUGUUUAAACAUGGUCCAAGAUCCACGUCAAUAUGAUGUCCUUGUUAUGCCUAACUUGUAUGGUGAUAUCUUGUCUGAUAUGUGUGCUGGUUUAGUCGGUGGAUUGGGAUUGACACCAUCAGGAAACAUCGGAUUAGGAGGUGCACUUUUCGAAAGUGUCCAUGGAACAGCCCCAGAUAUAGCUGGAAAGGAUUUAGCUAAUCCAACUGCACUUCUUCUCUCAGCCGUCAUGAUGUUGCGUCAUAUGGAAAUGAAGGAUAAAGCAGAGAGCAUCCAAAAAGCAUGCUUUGAAACAAUUAAAGAUGCUAAAUAUUUGACAGGAGAUUUGGGUGGCAAGGCAAAGUGCUCUGAAUUUACUAAUGCUAUCUGUGAACGAUUAGCAUAAAUACAAUAGUUAUUACAUCGAUUAGAUAUUGAAGCUCUACGUUUCUUAAAGCGAUCUCCACAUCGUAUUAUUUCGUCCUCUACUUUCGCACCUUAAUUCGUUAAUAAAAUUAAAAGUAAGCGCUUAUCAGGAAAAAAAAUAUCGUCUCAACCUAACCUGUAACAAACAAAAAAAAAUUACAGAAGUCCUCGUGUUAUUGAUCGAAGGACUUACCCUGUUUUUUCGUUAUAAG
Messenger RNA from Chironomus riparius, 1398 nucleotides. The record is from the annotation of a GenBank genome assembly. Lineage: Eukaryota; Metazoa; Arthropoda; Insecta; Diptera; Chironomidae.